AUGCCAUAUGAUAAAAGAAUAGCAAGGAAAGUAAAAAAGGUUAUUGAGAUCAAUUUUGGAUACUUGUUCUUAGUGACCCCAGGCAAUAUACCAUAUGAUAAAAGAAUAAUCAAAUUUUGGAUACUUGUGCUAAGUGACCCCAGGCAUAUACCAUAUGAGGAAAGAGUAGCAAAUAAGAUAAGGGUUAUUAAGAAAACGUCCAAGAUGUCUUUAUCGAAACCAGUCUAUAAUUUCCUAGGAUGGUAUCUCGAACAGUUGUUCAAUCAUCCAUUAAUUACAAAAUCAGUAUCAAGUGCUGUUAUAGCUUCUUCUGGAAAUUUAGCAUCGCAGUUGGUAGCUGGUAAUAGAAAUAUAAGUUUUGAAAGCAUAGGAUCAUUUGGACUAUUUGGAUUGUUGUUUGGUGGGCCUGUACCUCAUAUAUUCUACAAAUGUCUUGAAGAUAUACUGCCAGCAAAUGGAUCAAACGGACGAAUUAUUACAAAAUUUUUAAUAGAACGAUUAUUAUACACUCCAUUCUUCCAAAUACUUUCCCUAUACACAUUAGCCAGGUUUGAGGGUAAAUCUCAUGGAUUAGCUUAUAAUCAGCUCAUGCAUUUAUUUUGGCCUGUGCUCCAAGCGAAUUGGAGAUACCUAUCACUACUAGUAUUUAUAAAUAUUAAGUUUGUUCCACCUAUGUUGCGAGUUUUGGUUGUAAAUUUGAUUGGCUUUUUCUGGGCUAUGUUUUUGGCAAAUAAACGCAGACAGCAAAAUGAGUCGAAGAAAACUUAUGGUAAAAAGAGGGUCUAGGGUCAAAAGUCUUUGUAAUAUUAUACCAUAGGUAUAUUUAUCUAUCAUAUAUAAAUAAGGCUUAAGGGAGUCAAUUAUAUUUUUGUACAAAAUUUUAGAAUGUUGGAAAGUUUUUUAUAACCAGUGGCAGUUCAAAUUAUUAUAUUAA
Molecule: messenger RNA, 934 nt
Organism: Ctenocephalides felis (cat flea)
Lineage: Eukaryota; Metazoa; Arthropoda; Insecta; Siphonaptera; Pulicidae
Product: peroxisomal membrane protein 2-like
Exons: 8
Coding region: 1-786 (261 amino acids)
Cellular component (GO): membrane; cytoplasm
Source: RefSeq, a predicted model, not a curated record